CUCUUUAAUAAGUGGAAACCAGGUUAAUGUUUCUCUGCAACUUCGUGCAAUCUACUGUCUAUAUUGCAGCGACGUGGCGUUCUUAUGUACCUCAAAAAUAUUAAUCUAACACAGAGAACCGCUUUCCAGGAUACAAAUAGGGGGAAUUGAGUAAAUCUCUGUACAGGCCAGCAUGAAAGAGGUUAAUCAGAGGGUCGUGAGGACGGUGACUGCAUUUCUGGCUUGCAUAAUAGUGGUGGGAGUUGUGUACUUUGCUAUUGAUGAACAACUCCAGGCUUCCUUCACUCAGAUUCUCAUCAGCUCUUUCCGUUCACAGAUGGACGAUUAUGCAACAGAUCCAGAUAUUCCUCCUUAUAAUUCAUCAGAUGUUACCGACGAGCUAAAAGUAAGCCUUUCAAAAGCGGCGAACCAGGAGAAAACCGUUCUAAUCACGACUCUGAAUGCGGCGUGGGCGCAGAACAAUAGCAUGGUGGAUUUAUUCCUGAAAAGUUUCCACAUCGGUAACGGAACCGAGGCGUUGUUGAAAAAUUUGUUGAUUGUUGCCGUAGAUGAGAAGGCGCUCAAUCGCUGCCGGGAAAUUCAUCCGCAUUGUUAUCUGAUGAAAACAGAGGGAGUCGAUUUCUCGGGAGAAAAGCUUUACAUGACUCGAGAUUAUUUGAAAAUGAUGUGGAGAAGGCUUCGCUUCUUCGGACAAGUAUUGGAGCGAGGAUAUAACUUCGUUUUCUCGGAUGCUGAUAUUAUGUGGCUUCGAGAUCCCUUUACUAAAUUCUCAUCCAAGGCAGACUUCCAAAUAGCAUCAGACCGUUAUAGAAGGAAAGCAACUAAUCUCUCCAAUAAGCCCAACGCAGGAUUCAUGUAUGUUCGCUCCAAUGAAAAGACAGUUGAUUUUUUUAAGUUUUGGUAUCGAUCCAACAAAGUUUAUCCGCGUAAAAAUGAGCAACAAGUGUUGAACAUACUGAAAUGGAAAGAGUUCAGACGCAGGCGACUUAAAUUCGAAUUCCUUGACACUAAAUAUUUUGGCGGGUACUGUGAAAGAACGAAAGAUGUGAACUUGGUUUGUACCAUGCAUGCCAACUGUUGCAAAGGCUUGAAGGCGAAGGUUAUUGAUUUGAGAAAUACUCUUUCCGACUGGGAGAAAUAUAAGCAACAAGAAAAGCUAGGUAAAGGCAAGGAUGUGCUCUGGACAUCUCCAGACGCAUGUCAGCAUUCCUGGCGCCGAUGAAGACUGUUGUAAUAUUAUCAUUAUCAUUCAAUUUUCCCAAGAUAUCUACUCCUAAUUCAAAGGAAUUGGGGAAAAUUUUGAACAAUUUAUGACUAAUUAGCUUGGAAUCUGCUGUAGAAGUCGGCACGUUUAGGUAGUUUUGUGGGAUUCUCGUGAAAGCGUCCGUAGUUAUUUUUGUUAAUUUCCAUUUUCACAUUUUAGAAGAUCAAAUUAACUACCAACUACCAGAUUUAAAUACUUGUUUGCAUCCAAUUUAGACUUUUCAUCAGAAAUUAUUUAGAGCAACACCAAUAAGAGAUGCAUUGUGUCAUGUUUCUGUUCAUGGUGUGAUGUUCUGGGUUAGUACAAAGUUUUAGUCGGAGGAGCAUUUAGGACAAUUGACGAAUCAA
Cryptomeria japonica (Japanese cedar) is the source of this 1611-nucleotide messenger RNA. RefSeq lists its product as uncharacterized. The record is from RefSeq and is a predicted model, not a curated record. The transcript is spliced from 3 exons. Bases 173 to 1222 code for a protein of 349 amino acids. Lineage: Eukaryota; Viridiplantae; Streptophyta; Pinopsida; Cupressales; Cupressaceae.